Messenger RNA from Salvia miltiorrhiza (redroot sage), 1128 nucleotides. RefSeq lists its product as uncharacterized. The transcript is spliced from 3 exons. NCBI's taxonomy places the organism in Eukaryota, Viridiplantae, Streptophyta, Magnoliopsida, Lamiales, Lamiaceae. The coding region runs from base 577 to 999 and encodes 140 amino acids. The record is from RefSeq and is a predicted model, not a curated record.
GCCUUUCAAUUUUCUCAUUUAUUUAAAUUGCCACAAUUUUCUUAUACUAUUUUAUCUCUUUCAUUUCUUCUGUAUUUAUUUCUUUUUUACUGGUUUCUUGUAUUGAAUAGUUAUUUUACCUUCAAUUGCACUUUACCCUAACUUCCCAAACAGCCCAUCAAAUUAAAUAAAUAUCCUUUCACCACUUCCCACUUAACUACACAUUUUUUUCUUCACUUCCUCUCUCUCUCUCUCUUGCUGUUUUUGCUUCCCUUAGCUCAUUGGCUGGUACCUUCAGCCUUUGAAAUCUGGAAAAUAUCCAAUCUUUUUUCAAAUCUGAGUUCAUUUUCUGAAUCUUUAAUCCCUCUCUUGCUGUAUAUUUGAUCUGGGCUUUCUGUCUCUCCCUUUCUUUCCCUGUUUCAGAUCAAAUUUUCAUCUAAUUCUUACUCAUAGCAUACCAAGACUUCACCUUUUUGUUUCCUUUGUUUCCCUUUUACCGUUGAAACUAUUCAUGCAGGAUGCAGAUGGGUAUUGUUUCUUAUGAAGCCAGCUUCAUUUGAACUAUCACAAUUUUGGUCGAAUUGCUGAUUUUAAAGAAUGGGAAGAGGGAGAGGGAAAGGGAAGAAACAAUCUGCGAUUGCUGCUCGCGAUGAUACUGGCAGCGGUGAGGAUGAGAAGCUACCUGUGAGGAGAAGAGGGAGGCCACAAAAACCAAUGAAAGAUGAGUUUGAGGAGGAAGACGAAGUUGAGAAGAUUGAGGAAGAAGAUGAGGAUGGUGAGGAGACGAAGAAUUUGGUGUUGAGUAAAAGCAGCAAGAACCAAGCUGUUGCAGAGAAUGGCAGGAAGAGGAAGAGGCCCUCACAGAUCAAGGAAAGUGAUGAAUUAGUAAAGGAGGAGAAUGCCAUGGCUGCCAAAAGUAAUGCCACUGUCCUAAUCAAGCCCGUUGGCUAUAGACAACACGGGAGCAGAAGGAAGAACAAGCCCAGACGGGCUGCUGAAGUUGGUGUCGAAUGCAAAUAAAUUUUGUAUUGCACACUGAGAGUGGCUCAUAGGGCCUUCCCAAUAUUUGUUUUUGAGUUCAUGUUUUUGCUAAUGCCUUGGAAUAUUAUUGGAAUUAAUUGUUUCUGUUAAUGCAAAAGAGUUUAACAA